Molecule: messenger RNA, 1386 nt
Organism: Mesorhabditis spiculigera
Lineage: Eukaryota; Metazoa; Nematoda; Chromadorea; Rhabditida; Rhabditidae
Source: the annotation of a GenBank genome assembly
AUGGAAGAUGUUCGAACAACCGAGCUUCAUGUUGUUGAGGGUACCUUACGCCACGAAUUUCAUCGCUCCCGAUUAAAAGCCAAUUGCGUCGCAUGGAACCCGGUGCACCACGAUUUAUUCGCCUACAGCCCGCAAAAGGACCACGUCGUGCUGAAGCGCAAGGGCCAAACGUACCCCUGCUGGAAGUCGAGCAUCAACAGCAUGGCCCGCGCCUUCUUCUUUGUCGCCCCGAACUCGUACACGAUAAAACACCUCGUCUGGAGCCCCGAUGGGGAUGUCCUCUAUUCGCAGCAACUCUAUUUGGCGGACGUUGAAGAUUUUACGUUAAUCCAAGGCACGUCGACCUCGGAAAACGGAUAUACGAUGGUGUUCACCUGUUUCUCGCAAGGAUUUCCACCGGCCUGUUCUUUCGUCCGAAUCUACAUUUUUUACUACACCCUGCUCGAGGUCUAUCACUCUUUCCACGCUGGCUGGGACCACGAACUUGAGAAGCUCAACUCCAAAUUCAACCACGGUGACGCUGAAUUCGUUCGAUUUGGCGAGGAGUUGCUGGGAGCGCUAUAUUUGGGCUUGGAUUCAAAGGCGGUUAUGUGCGAGACGACGGCUUUUGUGCAGAUUAUGGAGAAUAUACUGGCUUCGGCGAGAAAGCCGAACCCUAGGGACUUCUUCGUGAACCUGGCCAACUCGAUCUACAGCCCGGAAAGAAGCUCGAUUCCACAGCCAAGCGUCGAUCCGCGCGAGGAAUGGGCCGCUCGACUUGUAGAUGCAAACUUGACGGCGAACACGCUCAUCUUUGCCCAAUCGACCGUACUUUCAAAGAAAUUCAACGCGCAUAAAGUGGAUUGGAUCCACGAAAUUGCGCGGGGCACCGAUUUGGUGUUUGGACGAGAAGGGAUGAAGCUUUUGAAAAUAUCGAGGCCCGGGGAGCGUGAUGAGCUUCGGAUCUGCGCCAUCCAAAAAGGGAGGCGGGCUAUCUUUUCGAGCAAGAUUUGGAAGGGCGAGGAGAAACCGUCGAAGCCGGAUGUGGUUAUCGAGUUCGGCAAGGAGAAUAUGGACAUUACCACUCGGUCCGACGCCGCUGAUGAGCCGACGCUAAUUUUGGGCAUCGAUAUGUUUGUGCCAACCGAGAAGGGCGCCGUCGUGUCGGUGGAAAUUGGGCCUCGCGUGGGCACGGUCAGCGAGCGGCGGCUGUGUCAUUUGGAUUUCGACGCCGGGCGGUUGACGACUUAUUCGUCCCAACGCCUCGAUGAAAGCACCGAAACGCUGGCUGCCUGCACGAAGGGAUGCGGGAACUGCCUGCUCAUCGCCGACCAGGGCCACCGCUUCUGCGUCACCGAAUUGCCGACGAAAAUUCCGGAAGUAGCGGAGCCCGUUGAUGAACCCAUG